This is a messenger RNA of Cuscuta epithymum, 2932 nucleotides long. The record is from the annotation of a GenBank genome assembly. NCBI's taxonomy places the organism in Eukaryota, Viridiplantae, Streptophyta, Magnoliopsida, Solanales, Convolvulaceae.
UUUUCACAUUUCUUUUCAUAUGAAUUCAUGUCAUUUAAAAAAAACGUAAUCCCUAUUAUAUUAGCCUAUUAGGUCAUACGAAGUAGAAUACGGAGUAUAUAACAUUAUUAGAGAUAAUAUGAAUUAUGGAAUAAUGACUUACCCUUCUAAUCUUUUGAGGCUAUUUAAUUUUCCCUCACUAAUCUUCGAUCUUCUAAAUAUUAUCUGAAAUUUUAUUUGGAUUAGCAAACAAUAGAAUAGAAUAAAUAGAAUGGAAUAGAGAGAUGAGGAUACUGGAGACACUUGAGCUAAACUGGCGGGGAUGGGAUGACAUUAAAUGUCCUCAUAUGUCUCUUCCAUGUCGUCAUUUUUACAAUAUAGUGUCCUCUACAUAUUACAAAUAUAAUUAUAUGUUAAUUACUCCAUCUUAUUUUAAUGUCCUCAUAUAGCUAGGCUUAAUUAGCUACCAGCUGCCAAGCUAGCCGGCCAUGGCGUCUGCCACCCUGCUGGAGCAGUUGCCGGAGGAUUGUAUCGUUCAAAUCCUCUCCGGUGUACCACCCCGCCUGGCUUCCCGGUUGUCGUUGGUCUCGACGGCUUUACGCACCGCCGCUGAGUCAGAGCAGCUGUGGGAGACUUUUCUGCCAUCUGAUUAUCCAGAGAUUUUAAGCAGAUUAGUGUUUCCCAUAAGAUUCAUGUCCAAGAAAGAGUUGUUUGUCAAGCUUUUCAGCCCUCUUCUCAUAGAUGGAGGCCAUAAGAUCUGGAACUGCUCUUCCGAGCGUCGGUCAACCGGAUCCGUCACGGUCAAGGGGAAUAACCUUGUCGGAACCGGCCAAGCAGUGGAAGCAGCUGAAAUCCGGAACCCAGCCCACCACCAGCGGCGACGCCACAACAAGGCCAUGCUCCACCGCAGAUCUGCGACCCGGAAGACCACCGGCGAAGUACGGUCUCCGCCGUCUCGCUCGCGACGGCGCCUAACUCCCGGCAGCUCCGCCACCGCUUCGGCCUCCAUCGCAGCUCAAGGAAAGCGGAGGCCAUGACUUCCAUCUUCUUAAGCCAUUUUCUUUGGUUGCCGGAGGUCCGCCAUUACUGGCCAUCUCCAUGCUCCGAAGAAUGACAAGUCUGAGUUUCGUCAACUCCGCCACCGUGCGCCAAGUCACCACAUUUCUGCUGGAUCUCGCCUACCCGUUCACAGAUCUCAUCGGCCACAUGGUUGCCGCCAAGCACGGGUAGCUGAAGCUUGCCGCCGCUGUUCUCAGAAGGCACAGAUCUGGAAUGCUCCUAAUUAAGCCACAGCUGCAUCGCCAUCCUGGACGCUGUCGUCCGCUGAAAUGCAUGCGGCUGACCCAUAUCUCGCCUCCAUCACCGCAUAUAUCUGCGACGCCAUCUCCGACGCCUCCCACCUUGCUCCUGGUUGCUCCGCCACCACGCCUGGACCAGAUUGCUCUACGUCAGCGUUCAACCUCAAACUCUCAGAUGUUAACCCUGGUGACCUCGCCCCAGCGCAGCCCCGACAGCUCAAUCCGGCUGUGAUAUUCCAGUCGCCAGCGCCGCCGAAAAGUCCCCGGCAAGCCAUCCCUCGUCUGUCGGACCUCCGAGGGCCAUUUAUGUGCAAGGCACGCUGGCGGAAGGGUUCCCCUCUGAAGAAAAGAAGAAGAGGCAGGUGUUGACUCGGUCAACAUUCAUUCUCUAAUCUGCUAGCUCCAGCACAUGUCGAAUAGAAAGCAGGAGGGACAAGGCUGUGAAGUUCCUCAUGAAAAAAUUGGUAUAGACCUAUCCAGCAAUAUGGGCCAGACAACCAUCAAAAUUUUAAAUCAAUUGGGCCAGACUUGUCCUACCCAUAUGGAUCAUCUUCUCCAACAUAAUUAACACCCGAAAGAUAAGUAUCUUUAAUUUUAAUAAUAUUUAUGUUUAUUUUAAUCAAUAUUUUGUUGUCGGUUAAAUGUCACACAAUCACGCACUUAUGAUCAAAUGCCUAGUAGAGUGUGGCUUGAGACCCAUCACUAGGAUUUAAAGCCCUGACUCCUCAGGCACAAAGCCCUGUCUCCUCAGGCACAAAGCCCCGACCAAGUCGGGCAUGAAGACAAAACCCCGACCAAGUCGGGUACGAAGACCGGUCUUAGUCAUUCAUCGAGUGGCGACCGUUGCUUACGAAUGGCUCACACAUCCAUUCUACUAAGUAUUUUAUCAUUACAUUAACAAUUCACAUCUCCACUUGUUUCAAGUGACGAACUCCCGAUCGGGAACAUAAAUCCCAAGAAAAAAUUUUAUAUGUAUGAUAAAUGUGUGGGUACGAAGAUGACUUUACUCAUUUUCAUCUCGUCUCCACUCGCCUCAAAGAGUGGGGACUGGGGGACUGAGGUGUCAGAGUUUCUAGAUGAGCAGAAAAUAUCACGCAAGAGCAGGAACGAGAGCUGAGUCAGUUGAAGAGGAGCUGAGCUAGAUUGAUUAUGCCGGAGGGGAUUUACCUUCCUUGUUUCAUGUUGGGGGCGCUAGGUGUACUCUUUUUCCCUUUAUUAGGAUUUUUUCCCACUGGGUUUUUCCUAGUAAAGGUUUUUAACGAGGCACCUCCCCAUAAUGGACAAGGGUGGUGGUCCCCCGGCCGAAGAGGAAGAACGUACGUUGCAGAUAUAGUUUGGACUACUCCCUUUCGCCUCGAGUACUCUCGACUCAAGGAGUGGGGGACUCCUGAUGGAUUAUAUGGACUCCGACCCCCCGGUAUGCCGACUACUAGGCCUGGACAGCGGCCCACACACGUUUAACAGAUAUCAUUAAUAUUAUUGUACAUUAUUAUUAUUAUUCAGAUGUUCUAGAUUAGCUUUUUAUACUAUCAGUCCAUUUAUGUAACCGGGUCUGUCAGGCCCAUAUUAGAGGCCCAGACCCGGAUUUUCCCUAUAUAUACUCCUUAUAGGAUAUAUACUCAGGAGGCUUGUAACUCAUACAACCAAUAUUCAUU